AUGCCGCGUGGCGAACGUUCCAGCACUGCGAGAGACAUUUGCGUACCGCAUCGAGGCACAAGCGCACUGAUCUCAUUCCUGACGCUCCCGCCGGAGUCGCCGAUUCGCCGCGCGUCCUCCAUCCGAACAUAUACUCUUCUCGCUGAAAAUCUGCCCAAUAUGGCUGCUGGUAUCGUUAACAUCCGCCGCGACGUGGACGACAAGUUCUACCGCUACCGCAUGCCCGUCCUGCUGACGAAGAUCGAAGGCAAGGGCAACGGUAUCAAGACCGUCCUGCCCAACAUGUCCGACGUCGCACGUGCGCUCUCCCGCCCGCCGACGUACCCGACCAAAUUCUUCGGGUCCGAGCUCGGCGCGCAGACGAGCGUGGACGAGAAGAACGACCGCUACAUCGUCAACGGCGCACAUGACGCCAACCGUCUGCGCGAGCUGCUCGACGGGUUCAUCGACAAAUUCGUGCUGUGCGGCAGCUGCAAGAACCCCGAGACGGAUCUUAUUCUGCUCAAGGGCGAUAUGAUCGUGCGCGACUGCAAGGCGUGCGGUGUGCGCUCCAAUGUCGACAUGCGCCACAAGCUCACGACGUACAUCGUCAAGAACCCGCCGAAGAAGACGAAGAACAAGAAGGGCGGUCACGCGGAAGGCCCGUCUACCGGCGGCGCGCCGCCCGCGGAGGGUGGCGCCGCCGGCGAGGGAGAUGCCGAGGACGGUGGCGAGGACGCGGGCAGCGACGAUGAGCUCACCAAGCGUAUCAAGUCGGAAGCCGCGGAGCUUAGCCAGGACACAGCGCUCGCGAAGGAGGACUGGUCGGCCGAUACGUCGCCCGAGGCCGUCAAGGCGCGCAUGGAGAAACUCGGCGCCGGUAUGGCCGACUUGGCUGUGGCGGCAGGCGAUGACGACGACGACGAUGACGGCGCGAACAGCCCGUACGGUAUUCUCCAGGCGUGGGCUAUCGAGAAUCGCGGUGUAGAGCCUAUCGAGGUCGUCAAGAAGGUGCAGGAGCUGGGCAUCGAGAAGAAGCACAAGGCUGUGCUCGUUCUCUCCCAGAGCCUCUUCACCGCCAACGCGCUUAAGGAGAUCCCCAAGUACCUCCCGGUCUUCGCCAAGCUCGUUACUAGCGAGAAACACCAGAAGUCGCUCCUAGGUGGUAUUGAGCGUCUCGCCGGCCUUGACUGCCCGGAUCUUGUGCCCGCCGUGCCCAAGAUUCUUAUGGCCUUCUACCAGGCCGACGUGCUCGAUGAGGACGUGGUCAAGACGUGGGGCACCCACGUCUCGAAGAAGUACGUGGACAAGGAGACGAGCAAGAUGGUUCGGAAGGCUAGCCAGCCGUUCCUCGAGUGGCUCGACCAAGCUGAGGACGAUGAUGACUCCGAGUAG
Messenger RNA from Peniophora sp. CBMAI 1063, 1374 nucleotides. The record is from the annotation of a GenBank genome assembly. NCBI's taxonomy places the organism in Eukaryota, Fungi, Basidiomycota, Agaricomycetes, Russulales, Peniophoraceae.